Molecule: messenger RNA, 1407 nt
Organism: Acomys russatus (golden spiny mouse)
Lineage: Eukaryota; Metazoa; Chordata; Mammalia; Rodentia; Muridae
Gene: Psme3ip1
Product: proteasome activator subunit 3 interacting protein 1
Exons: 8
Coding region: 192-953 (253 amino acids)
Cellular component (GO): nucleus
Source: RefSeq, a predicted model, not a curated record
UUUUUUUUAAAAGAGCGAGUGGCCUUGGCGGCGGCGGUUUGACUUAGGCGCCGUGGAGGUGAGGGAGGCUCGCCUCUCCGGCUCUGACCUGUCACCUCCCUGCUGCAGACUGGACUUCACUACUAAGGCUCCUUGAGUACUUGAGAGUCUCCUUAGAAUCUGCUGUGGAAGCAAAAGCAGACUAUUCCAUUAUGGAUGGAGGGGAUGAUGGUAACCUUGUCAUCAAAAAGAGGUUUGUGUCUGAGGCAGAACUAGAUGAGCGGCGCAAAAGGAGGCAAGAAGAGUGGGAUAAAGUUCGAAAGCCAGAAGACCCAGAAGAAUGUCCGGAGGAGGCCUACGACCCCCGCUCUCUGUACGAGCGGCUGCAGGAGCAGAAAGACAGGAAGCAGCAGGAGUAUGAGGAGCAGUUCAAAUUCAAAAACAUGGUAAGAGGUUUAGAUGAAGAUGAGACCAACUUCCUUGAUGAGGUUUCUCGGCAGCAGGAACUAAUAGAAAAGCAGAGACUAGAAGAAGAACUGGAGGAACUGAAGGAAUACAGAAGUAAUCUCAACAAGGUUGGACUUUCCGCAGAAAAUAAAGAAGUAGAGAAGAAGCUGGUUGUGAAACCCAUAGAAACCAAGAACAAGUUCUCCCAGGCAAAGCUGUUGGCAGGAGCUGUGAAGCACAAGAGCUCAGAGAGUGGCAAUAGUGUGAAAAGACUGAAACCAGACCCUGACCCUGAUGACAAGGCUCAAGAGGCCCCAUCCUGUGUGUCUCUUGGAAGCUCUUCUCUGAGUGGACCCUCCAUCCACUGCCCAUCUGCUGCUGUCUGCAUUGGCAUCCUCCCUGGCUUGGGUGCCUACUCGGGGAGCAGUGACUCCGAGUCUAGUUCAGACAGUGAAGGCACCAUCAACGCUACUGGGAAGAUUGUCUCCUCCAUCUUCCGAACCAACACCUUCCUCGAAGCACCCUAGGUCCUGAAAGUGCCACAGGGAGCAUCUCCCCAGAGGGUCAGAUGUCAGUUCUGUCUCAGCAUCACUUCCUUCCUGUGCACACGUGACAUUUAACCUAACCCAGAAAUGUGCCACAGUCCACUUGUGGCUCAAACCUUGCUUGAUUUCUCUUUAUACUCCAGUACCAAGCCUGUCCCGUUGAUACGAGGUUUGGGUUCAGGCAAGUCUCAGAAAUGCCACUGACAGUGCAAGGACAGGCACCAGCUGGCUUGCAAGGGGUCACUGUACUUUGUUGCUCUUUUGUUUUUUCCUCUCCUAGUAGCACAGGACGCAAGGGCAGACAUCUUGAUAUUCUGUUGUAGGUGAAUGGGCUGCUUGGUUCUACUGUGUUGCAUAUGGGCAUAGAGAAAGGGGCUGACUAGCUGAAGGCAUGGAGCUCUGCCCUGGAACUAACCCUUCCUGGGUGUCGUAUGGC